CAUCUCUCUGAGUCUCUCUCCCAUGAGUCCUAUCAUCAUGCAUGGGGCGUCGUGAAUGCUCUAUUUCCUCCUCCUCUUCUUCUUCUUCCUUGUCACCAUCCUGUUACUCGAGCUCAUGAGCGUUAUCAGUGGAAGGCUGGAAGCUUGAAACCUGUACUCUGCAACUGCCACCAACCCUCGGAAAUCUUUGCAACUCAAGAUAUGAUGCUACUACUAUAUCAGUUACUUGCUCUUAGUGAUUGCUGCCACAGUCUGGUUCCGUUCAAACCUGAACCUUUCCGAACCGGACGCAUGGUCCGGUCCCAGGUUCGGCCAAGACUCAGAACCGAACCUCUCCAGAGGUCCGGGGUUCGAACCUCAGAAUUUUGGCGUAGGUUUCACAUAGAGCCGUCGCAGCUGACGAAGCAGAACUUGUAGGUUCGGAAGAAGUGCCAGUACGAGAACGAGUGGAUGAUGGUUAAGGUUGAUUUGCAGCAGCCAUAAUUGUCGCUUCCUUGACCACACUGGACCGCUCCCGGAUUAUUUGUCUUCUCUAUCCUGGGAAACACGACAUACGCAUUGUCUAUUAUUGCUACAUCUCGCGACGCAGAUUAUAUGCAAGCUGGCUAGCAGGUAUUUGCUCGUGACUUAUGUAUAUUACAUGCAAUUGACUAAUCGCUUAAUUUUUUAGGUAGCGGAUUGACCGUCUUUCUCGAUAUACUUGUGCGAUGGAUCACACAUCUCCCGGUUCUGGUAUUUGCUCUUGAUUUCCCGCAUUCGCAUACAUAGGUUCGGGACGAUGUAUUGUACUAUUAUCAAUUCAAUGCAAUGCAAUGCUGUAUCAGAA
Molecule: messenger RNA, 826 nt
Organism: Suillus paluster
Lineage: Eukaryota; Fungi; Basidiomycota; Agaricomycetes; Boletales; Suillaceae
Exons: 3
Coding region: 202-417 (71 amino acids)
Source: RefSeq, a predicted model, not a curated record